Drosophila arizonae is the source of this 4178-nucleotide messenger RNA. RefSeq names its product Zinc transporter 33D (gene ZnT33D). Lineage: Eukaryota; Metazoa; Arthropoda; Insecta; Diptera; Drosophilidae. Gene Ontology annotation, biological process: response to zinc ion; zinc ion transmembrane transport. The record is from RefSeq and is a predicted model, not a curated record. Gene Ontology annotation, molecular function: zinc ion transmembrane transporter activity. Gene Ontology annotation, cellular component: plasma membrane.
GAGCUUUCAAGCGUCUCAUUUACUAAAUAUAAACGUAACUGAUUUUUUAAUCAGAGUCUGGGCUUUGUAAGUGUGUAAAACAAACUAAAGCAACAAUAAAACAUUACUACAACAUGAGCGACCAGGAACGAGCUCUGAGCGAGCGUAAAGGCGCAUCCCAUGUCAACGAUAGCGAUAACGAAGCUAAUGACGUUGGCGAGGAGCUGCAGGAGGUGGAGGAGGAGGAGGACGAGGAAGCCAUGCAGGCAGCCUUAAGAGAGAUGGUUCAGGUGCCCGAUAUUGACCCCAAACAGAAGCAAACGCCAAGCAGGCAACCGUCGGAGCCCCGCCACAUUGGCAAUCUAAUUGAGAAACUCAAGAAGACUGCGUCGCCAGAAACACAAAGGAAAUGGCUCAAGACUGUGACAGAUGUGGGAAUUCAAGCGGAAAAUACCGCCGUCGGCAAGAAGAGCACUCCAGAACACAAGCCAAAGAAAGCAGAACCCUCGGGCGAGAGACUGAAGCAAACAGCCAUGCCGUCAGGCAGUUUGGCUCAACCUCUGCCCGCAGAGCAACAGCCCAGAUCGGACCCAUUAAAGAAACCCGAGGCUGGCAAGCAGACGACAAUGCCAAACUAUUUGCAGUUUACGGUUAAGCCCGAGCGACUGGAGCCCACAACAUCGGACGAAGAAUCCAAAUUGGAGCGCAUUGAAGCUGCCUCCAGGCCCAAGUCAUACUUCCAAAUCAGGGAGCAAGCCGAAGCAGCCAUUGCUGCCAUAGCAACUCCAGCCAAAGAGGCACAGGUCGCCGCCCGGCCAGAGAAUGUAUUGGAGCCAAGCAAACACUCAACUGGGGCCAUCAAUAUACUGACGGGCCCAUUUCGACGAAGCCUCAACGUAGAGCCCAGCGAUGAAGAGCCAUCAACAACAAAAGCGUUGCCCGAGGGCAAGAAGACAAAGUUCUUCAGCAAUUUGCCAUUAUUUGGUCGAGGUAGAGCAGAAUCCUCGGCUGUCGAGAAACCGACUGCAGAAGCGCAGAGUCAGGAGAAGCACCCCACACAGAAGGCAACCAGCGGCUUUUUUGCAAAUCUAACAUCGUUCAAAAGAAAUCGACCAAAGCCCAAUGAAAAGCUUGCCGAGUCUAUCAACAUCACUGCCCCCAAUCAGUUUGUGGAUGAGGCAAUGGAGGCCACAGAAGUUCAGUCCACCCCGGGUGUAAUUGGCACACAGUUUGCUCCAGUACCGAGCACUGGAAUAUUAGAUACCGGGACUACACCGGUACCGAGUACUGGAAUAAUAGAUACCGGAACCUCGCCUGUACCGAGUACUGGAAUAAUAGAUACCGGGACUACUCCGGUACCGAGUACUGGAAUAAUAGAUACCGGKACUAGUCCAGUACCGAGCAUUGGAGUGAUAGAUGAAGAGGCUACCCCAAUACCGAGCACUGGACUAAUAUAUGAAGGGUCUACUCCAAUACCAAGCACUGGGCUAAUAGACGCUGGAUUCACUCCAGUACCAAGCCUUGGAGUAAUAGAUGCAGGAUCAUCUCCAAUGCCGAGCAACGUAGUGAUAGAUAUAGGAUCUACUCCAGUACCAAGCAGCAGCUCAAUAGUACAGGCCGAAGAAGAUUUCUAUGACCUGGAAGAAGAAGGUGAAACCGAAGAACUAAUUCAAACAGAUGGCUCCUACGUAGUCACUUAUCAAGAGCCUCUGUUUGAAAAUGGCUCUACAAUGCCCAAUUUCUUAAAUCAGUCUGAAGAAACUGCUGAGCGACUGUCCAGCAGUUCAAUCAACUCAGAAGAUUCGCCAGCUGAAAGAGCUUCAUCCCGAGAUGAAGAGACGAAAUUUUUAAUGAGAGCUGAUCGAGUUGAAGGGCUUAAAUAUCCAAUGGCAGCUGAACAAGGAAUCCAAAAUAUAAUUCCAGACCAAACUGCGGGUGCAAGAGCAGACCAACGCAUCAAUACAAUCAUGUCUAGGGAGCCCGAUCUAGACACAGCAGCCUCAAGUUUAGCCGCAACUAAUCAACUAAUCGAAGUCAAUGAGCAACAGUCAACGGCUAUGGAUACCGAGAUCGAGCCAUCUAACACUUUAACACGAACUGUAAAGGCCAUCACUUCAGCGACUAGGCAACUGGAGGAGCCGAUUAUUAAUUUGAUAUAUAAUUUUCCGAUCUACGGCCGGUCUAGACCAACGCCAAUCGACAGCAGCCCAGUAAGUCAAGAAACUGCUUUGCCUACUACGUCAGAGCCAGUCAGCGUGGAGCAGCCGCCAAAUCUGUCCAGGUUUGGCAGAGAGAGGCCAACAACAAAUCAAGGGACUGCAGAGACUGCUCACGAUCCGGUCAUUCCACUGGAGAGGUCUACACCAAUGCCUUGUGAACCCAACAUUAAUAUACUUACUGCUGUGCCAACUGAUAGCGCCUUGGUCAGCUCAGCCAACAAGGCCUCUAGUGCCCAGAAUCAGUCGAGUUCCAGCCUACGCCAUCUGGUGCCAGCUAUGACCUACAGCGGAGCCUCUCAUCCCGGUAGUUCCAACUUCACCGAACAGCCAAGAGCUUCGCCUGUUGAAGACGGUUCGGCUGUCGAAGGGGACAUUCCAUCUACCAGCAAUUCCUUGGCUAGCAACAUAUUGCGCUACUUUUUCCCGGCAGAUCCCAAGAGUCCUCCACAGCAGGACCAUGUACAACAAGUCGCAAUGCAUCCUUUGCCCAAUGAAGUGAUUAUAAUCCCGCCACAGCUGCUAAAAGACAAAGACCACAAAUCGCAGGGCAGGGACAAAGACAACGAUAAGAAUAAGGAGAACGAAGCGGAAAAGGAUAGGGAUGAGACGGCCCAGUCCGGUCAUAUGAGGCAUUCCGAGUCGAUGCGCACUCUGACCAUAAUCGGCCGGCACUCGCACAUAACGACGACCUACCGGGAUCAUUGCCAUUACGAAAGGCACGACGAGGGCGUCGACAAGAUCGCCAGGCGCAAGCUGAUCAUAGCCAGCGCGCUCUGUCUCACCUUCAUGAUCUGUGAGAUCAUUGGCGGCAUACUCUCUCGCAGCCUGGCCAUAGCCACGGACGCAGCACAUCUGCUAACGGACCUAGCCGGCUUUCUCAUAUCCCUGUUCGCCCUGUACCUGAGCGCCCGCCCCUCCACACAGCGCAUGAACUUUGGCUGGUACCGCGCGGAGGUGAUCGGCGCCAUGCUCUCGGUCUACUUCAUCUGGGUCAUCACGGGCGUGCUGGUCUACAUGGCCAUAGAGCGGCUGGUCACGAACAAGCAUGAUGUGGACGCCAAGAUCAUGCUAAUCACCUCCGCACUGGCGAUCGCCUUCAACAUCAUCAUGGCCAUCCAGCUGGGCCAUGGGCACUCGCAUGGCCACUCCCACGGCACGGCGCAAGCCCAUUCGCACAGAGAGCCGAGGCUGCGCCUGAAGCCGUCCGAGACGUCCGCCGUUCCGACCGGUUCCAGGGCGAAUAUUGUUAGUCCCGUUCUCAAGGAGCAGCAGCAGCUGCUGCCACUUUCCGUUUCGGCCCAAUGCACCCGGGCCGACAAGGAGAACAUCAACGUGAGAGCCGCCUACAUUCAUGUCAUCGGCGAUAUGAUUCAAAGCUUCGGCGUCUUCCUGGCCGCAUUGAUUAUAUUCUUUAAGCCCACCUGGGCGUUUGUUGACUCCAUUUGCACGUUCAUCUUUUCGGUGAUCGUCCUGCUCGUAACCUUUCGCAUUUUGAAGGACGUGCUGAUGGUGCUCAUGGAGGCGACACCCGACUACAUGGACUACGGCGAGGUGCAGCGCACAUUCCUCAGCAUCGAAGGGGUGGAGCAUGUCCACAACCUACGCAUCUGGGCGCUGAGCAUCAACAAGAUUGCCCUCUCCGCCCACUUGGCCAUCAGCAAGGACGCCGAUCCCCAAGUCAUUCUCGAGAAGGCCACCACAUUGAUUCACAAGCGCUACAACUUCUUCGAGACAACCAUCCAGAUCGAAGAGUAUACGCCCGGCAUGGAGGACUGCAAUCAGUGCAUGACUCCCCAGACCAAGGCAGCCGUCGACGAGGCCAAGGGCGCGGAUGACAAGGACAAACCAAUCGAUCACAACAAUGCCAAAGAUGAUGACGAACGACGAACGCCAUCGACGAAGAGAUCCGCGAAAACUUAGCCUACAAACUCAGCCUAGCAAAGACUUUCCUUCCUUUCCUUUCUUUCUGUUGAAAUUGCA